Molecule: messenger RNA, 1199 nt
Organism: Siniperca chuatsi (mandarin fish)
Lineage: Eukaryota; Metazoa; Chordata; Actinopteri; Centrarchiformes; Sinipercidae
Gene: ssr4
Product: signal sequence receptor, delta
Exons: 6
Coding region: 137-643 (168 amino acids)
Cellular component (GO): endomembrane system; endoplasmic reticulum; membrane
Source: RefSeq, a predicted model, not a curated record
CUGCGCAGCCGCAGAGGUGUUACAGCAGUGAGCUGAGGUGGACUUCUUCCCUUUGGACGGUGUGAAAGGAGCACUUCAGUUCCGCAGCUGUACCUCAGGAACAACACAAAACCUCCCCGACAACCUCUCAGACACCAUGAUGAUUCGGAUAGCCGCCUUCCUCGCUCUGCUGGUGGUCGCCUGCUCGGGAGAGAGCUGCACAAACCCAGCGAUCACUCCGUCGGCCUACACCACCUCUGACGCCGUCAUCUCCUCCGAGUCUGUCUUCAUCGUCGAACUCAGCUUGGCCUGUGCCAACGGAGCACAGAGUGUGACUCUGUAUGCUGAUGUCAACGGAAGACAGUUCCCUGUGACUAGAGGCCAGGAUGUUGGCAAGUACCAGGUGUCCUGGAGUCUUCCUCACAAACAGGCCAGCUCUGGAACAUAUCAGGUCAAAUUCUUCGAUGAGGAGUCCUACAGUUCCCUGCGCAAGGCCCAGAGAAACAAUGAAGAUGUAAAUGCCAUUGAGCCUCUCUUCUCUGUCAACAUUGACCACAGGGGUGCGUGGAACGGCCCGUGGGUGUCUACUGAGGUGGUGGCUGCCCUCAUUGGUAUCCUGGUCUACUACAUGGCCUUCAGUGCUAAGAGCACCAUCCAAGCAUAAAUUAAUUCACAAUCACUUUUUAACCACUGGAUCAUUAAAGACUGAAUUCUGGUGGAGCUCGACCAAUGAUCCAUCAUCCAGUGUUGUGGCAAGCCAGUAGGAUUUUGCUAUUUGGCCUGCUUUGGGACGAGGAGCAAGAGUAGCAGUCUUUGUAUUUUGUUUUAUUCAGACUGUGUCUGUAUGCCAUCAGUCUUAUCAAUUUACAGAUAAAUUUUGUCAGAAGUUUGUCUUGUCAAUAUGGAUGGAAUUUUGUAAUUUUUUGAUAAGACCAAACAAUAAACCUGGACCACAUAAAUAAACAAAAGAAAUAUAGAUCAUGUACUGUAUUCAAUCCUACUUAAAAGAUGUUAAAACAUCCACACCAGAUUAUCCUUUGUCCUUCUAUGUGGAUAUGUUGGCCAGACUGGGACUUGUACGGAUGUGCUGAAAACUACCAGAGAGAGGUCAAGACCUCUGCAUAUGAAAUGUCAAUAAUGUGACUGCACUGGCUGGCCUGAACAGGCCUAGUGUAUUUGUCUCUUCCAGUAAAAUGAAUAAAUUGCUUGUUUUUCUUCCA